AUGACCGUGCAACGUACGGGUGGAGAUGGUGCCAAAAUUGCAUUAAUGAUCUACACAAUUUUAUUUUGGACAUCUGGCUUAGCGCUUAUAUUUCUUGGCUUAUGGAUGUUGCUGGAUCCAAAGAGAAAUUACAUCUUAGAUCUCGUUGACUUCUCAGAAGAUGAUCCUUUACUGGUAAGUUAAUU
Molecule: messenger RNA, 185 nt
Organism: Strongylus vulgaris
Lineage: Eukaryota; Metazoa; Nematoda; Chromadorea; Rhabditida; Strongylidae
Source: the annotation of a GenBank genome assembly